Molecule: messenger RNA, 1689 nt
Organism: Esox lucius (northern pike)
Lineage: Eukaryota; Metazoa; Chordata; Actinopteri; Esociformes; Esocidae
Gene: gnat2
Product: guanine nucleotide binding protein (G protein), alpha transducing activity polypeptide 2
Exons: 9
Coding region: 187-1245 (352 amino acids)
Biological process (GO): detection of chemical stimulus involved in sensory perception of bitter taste; adenylate cyclase-modulating G protein-coupled receptor signaling pathway
Cellular component (GO): photoreceptor outer segment; heterotrimeric G-protein complex; photoreceptor inner segment
Molecular function (GO): G-protein beta/gamma-subunit complex binding; GTPase activity; G protein-coupled receptor binding
Source: RefSeq, a predicted model, not a curated record
GAUUAGGGCUUUAAACCCUGGCGACUACAGGUGAUAUUUAGCAUCUGAAUCUGCAGCGGUAGGUAACACUCCUUGAACUCUGCCUCCUUGAACAGUCAAUCCCAUUUUCCCUUCACCUGGGGAUCGCAUUGUUCAGCGGCCGCCAACACCGUUUCUGGGUAGCUAACCGGACAACAGACCGCAAAGAUGUCGAUGGACGAUCCUGAGGACCUGGAGAUGGAGGGAGAGGAAGGAAUGGACUCUAAAGAGCUGAGGAAGCACCUGGCCGAGACGCAGGCUGUGAAAGUCCUGAUGCUGGGUGCUGAGGAGUCUGGGAAAAGCACCAUUGUAAAACAAAUGAAAAUCCUCCACCUGGGAGGGUUCAGUAAGGAGGAGAAAGUUACAUCCAGGGCAGUGAUCUACAGUAACAUCCUGCAGUCGGUUCUGGCCAUUGUCAGAGGCAUGGGUAGCCUGGAAAUCAAGUAUGGAUCACCAGAAGCAGAGGAAGAGGGCAAGAAGCUGGAGAACAUUUCCAACUCCAUUGAGGAUGGGACUAUGCCUCCUGAGCUGGUUGAGUGCAUCAAGAAGCUAUGGAAGGACACUGGCAUCCAGGAGAGCUAUGAGAGGGCAGCGGAGGCUUACCAUCUCCUGGACUCCUGUUACUACUUUCUCAGUGACCUGGAACGCCUCACCCAGCCCGACUUCAUUCCCAACAACCAUGACAUCCUUCGGUGCAGGGUGGAGACAGGAGGUGUCCACGAGGAGAGGUUCAUCUGCAAGGACGUCCGAUUCAGGAUGUUUGACAUGAGCGGGAGGAGAGAAGAGAGGAAGAAGUGGAUCCACUGUUUCGAGGGCGUCCAUUGCAUCUUCUUCUGUUGUGCCCUCAGCGCGUACGACCUGGUGCUGCUGGAGGACGAGGAAAUGAAUCGCUUGCACGAGUCUCUCCAUCUUUUCAACAGUAUCUGCAACCACAGGUUCUUCGAGGCGACCACCCACGUGCUUUUCCUCAACAAGAAAGACGUCUUCAAAGAGAAGAUCAAGCAGGUGCACCUCAACGUCUGUUUCCCAGACUACGACGGGCCAAAUACGUACGAAGACGCCAGCAGCUACGUGAAGGCCCAGUUUGAGUCUCUAAACCUGAAGCAGGAAGAGAGACCCAUCUACACUCACGUGACCUGCGCCGUGGACACCGAGGAUGUCAACCAGGCGUUCAACACCGUCACAGACGUCAUCAAAAUCAACCUGAAAGACGCAGGGCUGUUCUGAUCCCUGCGUGACCGGAGAACUUCCUUCCUUCCUCAACUCAUCCUGCAUCAUGUGGGGCACCAUGCCGGUUGGAGGAGAUUGACAGCCGGUGUCAUUUUGUCCCCACAUCACUCGUCUGACAGCUGGGGUACUGUACCGUUCUGUGUGUGUGAGACGUCUGACCGCCAGUUCAACAGCGUAAUGUGACCUUUAAAACCCCUGAAGGAAGAGUUCUGUUGUUGUUGACAUAAGGGAACGGCAGAUAUUUCCUUUCUAAACUAUUUAAAAUGUCCCCUUUCAUACAUUAUAAUAGCAUAACUGUGUAUUACAAGACACAAGCUUUGUAAAUAAAAAUAGAGCAAACUCUUUAUUUUGACCGAUAUGUCUGAAGUACUUUUUAAUAUUACCCAGGUUUUUCUUGUGAAGUAUAGAGACACCUAAUAAAGACGCAUAGUUCUCCCUGUA